This is a messenger RNA of Sycon ciliatum, 3183 nucleotides long. RefSeq lists its product as uncharacterized. Lineage: Eukaryota; Metazoa; Porifera; Calcarea; Leucosolenida; Sycettidae. The coding region runs from base 1 to 3183 and encodes 1060 amino acids. Gene Ontology annotation, molecular function: catalytic activity. The record is from RefSeq and is a predicted model, not a curated record. The transcript has 4 exons.
AUGGAACGUGAGCGGGACGGCGACAUCGACACUGCUUGUGUUUCUGGACGCGUCGUGGAAGACAAAAAAAUUCACCGAGUUAUUUCUGAACUGAAAAGGCUGAAAGUGGCGGCGGCAGGCCUGCAGGAAACCCACUGGUUUGGACAAAAUAUCUACGCUGUCAACGGAUUUACUGUGAUCUGUUCGGGCCGCCCCACUCCUGGCGAAGAGGAUAAUCGACGUCGAGGUGAGGGAGUUGCUCUUGUUUUGAAUCGUGAUACAACUUCGGCGUGGAGGGCUGGCGGCUGCGUAUGGAACGCGGUGAGUUCUCGGAUUGUGAGUGCACGUUUGAAGUACUGUGCAGCUGAUGGACCGGAUGUUUGGCUCACUCUGGUCAGCGUUUAUGCUCCAACAUUUGCUGCGUCGCGGGCAUGCAAGGAACUAUUUUAUGACGAUCUACAACGCACUCUGUACGAUGUACCCCAGACUGACCAUUGUGUAGUGCUUGGCGAUUUCAAUGCUCGAGUUGGAUCUAGUGAGCAGGGUGAUGAGUGGUCCACUGUACGUGGUUCGCAUGGAUUUGGUGCACUGAACUCUUCAGGAGCUGACCUGCUAUCAUUUGCUGCAUUCAAUCAGUUGAGUAUUUGUAACACCUGGUUCCCCAAGCGAGACCUCUUCAAGCGGACUUGGCAGCACCCAGGCACUUUGAACUGGCACUGUAUCGACUACAUUCUAGUGCGCCAGGAGGACCGCCGUUGGUGUAUGGACACUGCGGUCGCGCGCAGUGCUGAGUGUGGAAGUGACCACCAACUCCUCUGUUUAACUUUUGCACUCCCGUGUGGACGAUUAGUUCGGGAGCGCGACCAGGCAAAUGUGCGGCGCCGCCGUUAUGAUGUUGCCCAGCUGCGGGUGCGCACCUCGGACCCGGACUCACCUUCGCCUGCUGAAAGGUACCAAGCUACCAUUGCAACCGAGCUUGUAGAUACAUGGCAAGAACAGCACGACAUAGAUCAGAAAUGGUCCAACGUCAAGGCGGCUAUCGACAAGUCUGCUGCGUCUGUCUUGGGCUUCUCCCGGCGUCGCCAACCAGACUGGUUUCGGGAGGCAGAGUCAGCCAUCCAGCCAUUGCUAGAUGAACGGAAUCGGUGCUAUACCGACUGGCUAUGUAGUGGCCAGAGCCGCGACUGCUCGCACUACACAGCGUUUAAGGUGGCUAGAUCCAGGGCGCGUGCUUCCAUAUCCUCGGCUAGGGUAGACUGGAUAAAGGCACAGGCGGCCACAGAGUCGAGAUUCAAUGGAGCGGUCGUAUGGAAGUGCAUACAUGACCUCCAGUCUUGUACCCAAGGCCUUGCCCCUGUGCGCACUUCCGCCGUGCUGGAUGAGAACGGUAACAUCUGUAGUUCACCAGAGGAGCAGAGCCACCGGUGGGGAAGACACUUUGACGGUGUUCUCAACGUGGCAAGUGCAUGGAAUCGCAAUGCCCUGGACGACAUCCCACAGCGACAGGAGGCUGAUCAUCUUGCUGAGGCGCCGACUCUCCGUGAAGUCAGCCGCGCUAUCUCCCGCCUACAGAACGGCAAGUCCGCUGGAGCCUCUGGCAUCCUCCCUGAGAUGCUGAAGAGGGGUGGCCCUGACCUCACCGCCAAGCUUGUGGAGCUGUUUGGCGAUGUGUGGCGUGCUGGGGUGGUCCCGCAGGAGUGGGUGGACGCCACGUUGGUCCCCAUCCCAAAGAAAGGGGAUUUAUCUCGCUGUGAUAAUUGGCGGGGUAUCUCACUGCUGGAUGUUGUGGGCAAGGUUCUGGCGAGCGUCAUCCAGACUCGUCUCCAGUCCGUGGCUGCGGAUUUUCUCCCAGAGUCUCAGUGUGGCUUCAGGCGUGGCCGAUCUUGUACAGAUAUGGUUUUCAGUGUUCGGCAGUUCCUCGAGAAGACCAUUGAGCACGACUGCAAAGGCUUCUUUGUAUUUAUAGACCUCAAGAAAGCCUAUGAUUCCGUGCCUCGGGAUUGCCUGUGGGAAGUCUUAUCCCGAGCGGGUAUCCCCGCUCCCAUGCUUGCCGUGAUCCGUUCCUUUCACACUGACAUGUCGGCGGUGGUUCGGGUAGAGAACACGACAACUGACCCUAUCCGCGUCACGAAUGGUCUCCGUCAGGGGUGCACCAUGGCACCUGUGCUGUUUAACAUCUUCAUGUGGGCGGUGGUGACUGUGUGGCAGCGACGAGUCCGAGAUGUACCCGGUGUUGGUUUUGAGUUCCGGCAUUGUGAUGGUGACAAUAACCUUUACCGCAAGCCUACCAGGACGGAUCCGGUUGCCAUUGCGACUGAGUCACAGUUUGCAGACGACUCAGCACUUUUCGCGACGACUCGUGCAGGGGCGGAGACGGCACUUGCAGUGUUUGACACGACCGCAGCUGAGUUUGGGCUUAAAGUUAGCGCUACCAAGACACAGUUCUUGGUUGCAGGUAGGGAUGUUUCGCCUGGGGACUGCGCUCCAAUCGAGCUAGCUGGCACGGUCAUCGAAUGUGUUUCGGAGUUCCGGUAUCUGGGAUCUCUCAUUCAUCGCGGUGGCCGGUCGACACAGGACAUCACUGCUCGGAUUGCGCAUGCCUCUCGUGCUUGUGGCGCCUUGCAAGGAACCAUCUUCAGCAAUCCUGACCUUGAUUUGCAUAUCAAGAGAGAUUGCUGGAAUAAUCACACGACCAACGCCCAACUGUUGGAGAUGUGGGGUGACUCUGAUACCAUCUGCGUGAAGGUCGCACAGCGUCGCCUAGAGUGGCUGGGCCAUGUUGCCCGAAUGGACAGUAGCCGGAUGCCGAGACAGAUCCUGUUUGGCUCACUUCUCACACGUCGCCCAGCACAUGGCCCUCGCAAGCGCUGGAAGGAUUGUGUUGUCUCCGACCUAAGAGUUCGUGGCCUCACCAAGGAAUGGUACCCUAUCGCCUGUGAGUCCCGCGCUGACUGGCGGACUAUGUACGCCGAGCCUGUGGAGAAUGUGCCUCAGCCUGACCCAGUGUCUGUCUCUCAGUCAAGAUUUCUCAACCCGCUACCGUCGAAGAUUGACACUUUCAAGGGAGAACUUGUAGUGCUGACCUGCAUUGCCGAUAUCACAUCUAUACAGGAUGCCUACAUGGUAUGGACAUCAUCAAGUCAAUACUUUCAAGAUGGUAUCUCAAAUGGGUUCCACCAACAGUUUACGCAGAAUUCCACGUGA